This is a messenger RNA of Serpula lacrymans var. lacrymans S7.9, 1707 nucleotides long. RefSeq lists its product as uncharacterized. Bases 1 to 1707 code for a protein of 568 amino acids. The record is from RefSeq and is a predicted model, not a curated record. Lineage: Eukaryota; Fungi; Basidiomycota; Agaricomycetes; Boletales; Serpulaceae. Gene Ontology annotation, molecular function: DNA binding. Gene Ontology annotation, cellular component: nucleus. The transcript has 4 exons.
AUGCCCCCCAUACGAACCAGAAGGCACCGUUGCCACACUUCGACGUCCCAGCCCCCCACCAGCGACAUAGUGGACCUCGAAAAGCAAAUACAGGCAGCAUGUGAGGCUACCAGCACCGGUGCAGCCAGGAACCUCAAGGCAGCGUGUCGCGAUCUGGGAAUCAUCAAACACCAUUACACUGCACUUAGGAGGUAUAAGGGAAAGGCUGUACCAUGUCGUGAGGCUCACAUCCAACAGCAGCACUUAAAUCAGGCGCAGGAGGAGGUUUUAUUGGAAUGGAUUCAGUUUCUAGGUAAUACAGGUCGUCCCCUCUGCAAACAAACCAUCGCCCCCUAUGUUUUCGACAUGUGCAACAAGUAUCCCUCUGAAAAGCCAUCAACCAUCGAUCCCAUGCUAGCUCAAGCUUUCAACCAACCUGUCGUCCAGGACUUUUUCAAGCAGUUUGAGGCAGUGAUUAAGGAACACAACAUACCUUGGGAGAACAUCUACAAUAUGGAUGAGAAGGGGAUUCAACUUGGAGGCGGUCAAAAUUCUAAUGGCCGCCGUUUUUUUUUCUCUCAUUUCGACCAUCAAAAUUACACAAUUCAUGGGGGUAGUCUGGAGUUGGUUACAGUAAUAGAGUGUGUCUCCGCUGUUGGCGCGAACAUACUCCCUGGCUUUAUUUUUGCAGGGACAAUCAUUGAUGCGGAGUCGUAUGAAGUUCACCCUGAAAUUUUUUUAACUACGUCAAUUAACGGAUGGACUAACGACUUUUUAUGCACAGAGUGGUUUAGAAAAUCAUUCAUUCCUCAAUCUCGUGCUCAAAACAAGUCCGGCAAGCCUACUCUUCUCGUCUACAAUGGUCAUGGAUCGCACCUGAUGACUACCAUGAUUGAUCUCGCUAUCGAGAAUCAAAUUCAUCUUCUCUGCCUCCCUCCGCACACUACUCACCGCUUACAGCCUCUUGAUGUUGGCGUUUUUGGUCCCCUGCAGAAAGCCUGGUAUCGGCGUGCAGAACCGUACACGGCCAAAUAUGGGACAUCCAUCGCUCGGCAACAUGUUGUGAAAGAGUACUGGGAGGCUCUUAAGAGUGCUUCCGUCACUAACACAAUUCUGCAGGCCUGGCGCAAAUGUGGCCUCUACCCCCCCAAUCUGAACGUCUUCACGGCCGCUGACUAUGCGCCAAGCGUCUCAACAUCGACCGUCAACCAUGCCCCUGCUUCAUACCCGGAAAACUUCCCUGAUGGUUGGAUUGAUGGCCCAUCAUCAGAUGACCCCGAUUAUGUUUCCGAUGAUGACGACAGAACAAUACUAUGUGAACCAACUAUUGUUGGCCGCAUUGACCGUUCUGAGCAUGACUCAGACGGUGCUAGCUCUGAGGGAACAGGGGAUCCUGAUGGGUCUGAAACCAGUCUUUCAGAUGGGGAGGUGGAACUUGACAAUGGCGGCGGCAACAGCAACAGCAACAACGGCAACAGCAGCAGCAACAACAACAGCAUCGGCCAGCCGUCUAGAGGUGUAAGGGCCUGGCUUCAAGUAAGCCAGGUCCUGGUCUCUCAGCAGCUGGAUCCCCACUCCAUUGCCCUCUCCUGCAAACUCGCGCUCAACCACCCCCGCCGCGAUGUCGAUCCACCUGCAGCCGACUCAGCUGCUGCUGAUGAUGUCGAAGAAGGCCCUUGUUGUGAGGAAUCAAUUUUUCUUAUCACAUUCCCGUCAUGUCAUGGUUAA